AUGUAUAUUGAACAAUUACAAGGCAAAGUCAGUGAACUUUUACAUGAAAAUAAACUUUUACAAACUCAAUAUGAUGAACGUAAAAUUCAUAUACAAUAUCUUGAAUCAAAAUUACAUCAAUCUGAUUCGAAUUUAACUUUAAUUCUUGAUGAAAAUACAUCUCUUAAACAACGUCUUCAAUCUUAUGAAAAUACUGAACAAACAAUUCGUGAUAUGGUUAUUAAAUAUACAACAAAUCCUCAAUAUGAUGAUUUAUUUAAAACAAUAAAUAAAACUCUUGCUAUAUAUGAACAACGUCUUGGUUAUAUAAAUAAACGUUUUCUUGUUCUUCAAACAUUGUUUAAUCGUCAAUUAUUAUCUUUAUCAUCAAAACAUCGUGUUAAUAUUGCUAUACAAACAGAAGAUGAACAAUAUAUUGAUUUAUCAUUACUUGAACGUGAAUUAAAAACUGUUUCUAAUGAACGUGAUUUACUUGCAUAUAAACUUGAUCAAGAAUAUGAACAAUCAAAACAACGUCUUGAACAAAUCGAACAAAAAUAUAAACAAGAAUUUGUAGUUAGCAAUGAAAAAUUAGCAAUGAUGCAAUUAAUUUUAGAAGAACAUAGAAAUAAAAUUCAAUUAUAUGAAACAACUUUAAUUGAAAAAGAUAAACAAUUAAAAGAAUUAACAGAAAAAUGGACACAUGAACAACAAAAACAAACAGAAAAUAUUGAUAUAUUAAAACGAGACUUUCAAGAACGAGAAGAAACAUUAUUAAAUGAAAAAGAUAAUGUAGAAAAACAAUUAAACGAAGCAAAACGUGAACAAGCUAAAUUAGCAGCUAAUUGCAGACAAAUUGAACGAACAACAACUCGUGAAAAAGAACGUUGGCAACGUCAAAUAGCUGAUGCACAAUCACGAUCGGAUACUGAAUUAGAUAAACUUACAAAACGUAUAAUGACACUUGAACGUGAACGUAAUUUACUUAUGAAAACAAUUCAUCAAGAAAAAUCUUAUUCACCACAAAUAUUACCAUCAGAAGAUAAUGAUCUUCAAUAUCUUGUUUCAGAAAUUCGACAAUUAGCGAGUCGAGCUUUAGAUGAAUCAAGUGAUGAAGAAAAUAUGAAUAAAAUAUCAUAA
Rotaria sp. Silwood2 is the source of this 1119-nucleotide messenger RNA. The record is from the annotation of a GenBank genome assembly. Lineage: Eukaryota; Metazoa; Rotifera; Eurotatoria; Philodinida; Philodinidae.